CAAUGACACUACCAUAUUUGUUUAUCAAUGUUAAAUAAAUAGUCAAGAACUUCAAAGCUUGAACUGUAAAUAAACUAGCUUUGUAUAAUAACUUUUUAAAGUAUUUUUAAGCUAAUCUGUGGCCUCGAAUAUACGGGUCAAUGUUUGGCAUAAUUCGGACUCAUGCUUCCAUUAAAUAUGAAAAUAGACAAGAAACUUCUGCCAAUUAAGGGUCAUUUUAUGCUUUAUAAUGCUGGUACAGCUCCACUUAUACCCUAUUUGUCUACAUAUGCAAGACAAUUGGGAUUUUCUUCGACCACUGUUGGCCUAAUCUACACAAUACUACCAAUUUUUAGUCUUUUAGCAACACCAAUUUUUGGUUUCUUAGCAGAUAGGUUUAGAAUACAAAAAUCCAUAUUCAUAUUCUUUCAAAUAGUUAUAAUACUAAGUUUUGCCAGUAUAUAUUUAAUACCUCAAAGUGGAUUAAACCUGACGGUAGAGCUUGAUUGUGGUGAUGGUGCUACAGUACUAAAAAGUUGUUAUAAAAGUGCUAGCGAGAUUGACCAAUGCAGUGUCAUGUCUUUGGGUAGUCAAAACUCAACUACACAAUGCAAGAUGAGCUGUGAUAUGACAUCGCCAAAAAUGUGGCAAACGGUGUGUGAGCAUUGGCAUAUACCAAAAUAUUGUUACAGUCAUACAAAUAAUAUUAAUUAUACAUCUUUCAUUAGUAAUAUUGGUUUGAAAGAGGAUAAGUGUGCUUACAUAUCAACAGACAAUGUGACACUGGAAGGGUACACAUUUAAACCGAGCUGUCGCAUUGGCGGUGGAUUUGUCGAUGUCAACGAACCGUGUACCCUUGACUGUGUGAAUAAGCAACUCUCAAACAUUAUUGGGGAAAAUAAGGCGAAUAUGACAUGUGUAAAUAACACAUUAAAUUAUCGUUUAUGCAAUAAAGAUGUCGGGAACAUGGUAUUUGGUAGUCAAUUGGAUAAAUGUCAGGCUAAUUGUGAGCUUGAUACUUCAGCACCGUGGAAAUUGAUGGAGAUUUGUUUGGGCUGGGGAGCUGACAUCACCGAUGUUUGUAAACCAAAGACACCGGCGGGUGAGCAUUUGCCCAAAACCCUCUCAUUUACUGGCAACAUUCGCUUGUCGUCGAUUGUCACAGAACACAGCUGUGUAUUUAUAAGACUUACGGAUAUUGUUAUGCCUGAUGGAACAGUUCACUAUCCGAAUUGCAUAUCUAAGGCUCAAUAUGAAAUAGAGAUGAACCUAUUCCAUCCACUGUGUGAGAUUGACUGUGAUCAUGCGCAGGUAAACGAGCUUCUCCAAUCGGCAAAAGACAGUACAAGCGAAGAGACCUAUCAGUAUACCAAACAGUUUUGGAUGUUUUUCGUUUUCAUGAUUUUGAACUGGAUUGCGGGUGGAGUUGUUGUUGCAUUUGCUGAUGCUAUAUGUUUCAAUCUACUUGGUAGUAAAAAAAGUUCGUAUGGAAAGCAACGGUUAUGGGGAUCUGUUGGCUUUGGACUACUAUCGCUUAUAAGUGGGAGUCUCAUAGAUUUAUUCAGCGCUGGCGCAUACAAAGACUACACUGUAGCAUUUGUUCUGAUGUUUGUUUUUAUGUGCGGUGAUGUUUUAGUAACGUGUUUUUUGAAGGUAGAAUCUUUGGCAUUCUCUUUAAACAUAUUAUCCGACGUUGGAACUUUAUUCAAAUCUGCACACAAUUGUGUCUUCAUUUUGUGGACAAUAUCUGUCGGGUUAUGUACGGGUUUGCUCUGGCAAUUUUUGUUCUGGCAUAUUGAGGAUGUGGCCAAAUUGACAUGUGACGGGGCGGAUUAUGUGAAGACAUUACAAGGGCUUGUCAGUGCUAUACAGACAUUUGGUGGCGAGAUACCCUUCAUGUUUUUAUCUGGUUAUAUUAUUAAAAAAAUUGGCCACGUGAACACUAUGAGCAUUGUACUCAUUGCUUUUGGCGUGCGUUUCAUACUAUACUCGUUUCUCACCAACGCCUGGUGGGUGUUGCCCAUUGAAGUAUUCCAAGGUGUCACGUUCGGAAUGUUCUAUCCUACAAUGACGUCGUACGCCAGUCUUAUAUCACCACCGGGAACCGAGAAUACCGUCCAAGGCUUUGUCGGCGCCAUAUUUGGUGGUGUUGGUACGUCACUUGGGAGUUUGAUUGGCGGUUACUUGUACCAAACGUAUAAGGGUUGGAACACAUUCCGCUGGUUCGGAUUUGGGGCAGUUAAUGUCGGUGUUCUUCACGUCAUAGCACAGUACUUGCUUAAAGAUAAACCGCAUCUUGAUCAAGGUUAUUCGUCUGUGAUUCACUAUGGGCAUACAAACGAUGCAGUGAAUAUAUUGGACGACGACCCGGAUAUAAUGUAAACUCCACAAUUUAUAUUGAACUUUAUUGUUGAUAGCGUCGCCACUGUCGUUAUAUUUGUUCGUAUUAAAUUUACCAAGUACUUAAUAUAAAAACCAUGAACACUUUAGAUUUGUAACUACAAUACUGUAGAGGAGCAAUGCACUUAUUGUAAUUUCUUACUCGUUUUUUAACGUUUUAUUUAAAACCGUUUUGUAAAGCUUAUAGAUAUUCAACGUUCGAAGACUGACAACCCUAGUUCCUAUAUUUGCUAUUUUACAGAUAUUUAAGGUAUCCAAUCAAUAUUUUAUCUGUGUAACAUCUAAAAGAAGUACUUUGUAUUUUUAAAAUAGUGGCCAGUUACUUAAAUUUCUUUUAAUAUGUGGCGGAUGCCACUUUAUAUACAAAAUUGUAUUUGCUACUUGGUAGAAAGUUUGCCUUUUUUUACGGCCAUAACAAUGAAAUUUUUAUAUUAUAUCUGUGUAUAAUUAUCUGUGUGUACUUUACAAAUGUUCGAAUGUUUUAAUAUACAAACGGAGCCGAAUAUACUUCGAGUUUCGAACUAUAAUCGGCUCCGAACUGACGGCGCAAAAUGUGACAAUUGACAUCGAUGAUUUUAUAAGUUAUGUUAUUUGACCUACCACAAUGACAGCUGCCAGAAAUUUGUAUACCACGGUGAUAUUAGUAAUAGAUAAUAGAACCAAGUUAUCCCCGUUUUCUCAGUAACGUUAUUUACGGGCUAGAAAGGGUAUGGCAUAAUUUUUUUAUGUUCUUGCAGUACUUAAUAGUAAUAUAUAUUUUUAUAAGUGGGGUUUUGUUGGUUGGACGUGUUUGUUAUUUAAGAUGAGAAAUUUUAUUAUGUGAAUAAAUUAUGUUUGAGAUA
Molecule: messenger RNA, 3221 nt
Organism: Pieris rapae (cabbage white)
Lineage: Eukaryota; Metazoa; Arthropoda; Insecta; Lepidoptera; Pieridae
Gene: Sugb
Product: major facilitator superfamily domain-containing protein 6-A
Exons: 14
Coding region: 163-2361 (732 amino acids)
Cellular component (GO): membrane
Molecular function (GO): transmembrane transporter activity
Source: RefSeq, a predicted model, not a curated record